Molecule: messenger RNA, 624 nt
Organism: Alternaria rosae
Lineage: Eukaryota; Fungi; Ascomycota; Dothideomycetes; Pleosporales; Pleosporaceae
Exons: 1
Coding region: 1-624 (207 amino acids)
Source: RefSeq, a predicted model, not a curated record
AUGUGCGGCUGCACCCUAUACGACUCACCAACAUGUGGUCAUUCCUGGAUCUCCAUGAGCCAACCUUGCGGCUUUCUUUCUGAUCUCCUCAAUUGCCCCAACCGCCAAACCUAUCAGACACUAAUUGCACCACCAUACACCUGUCCUGUUUGCAACGGCGGAUUUGCAGAUCGAGAGACAAUUGAGAUGGUUCAGGGACCUUGGGGUUGUAAUCAGAUGCUUCGAAAUUACGUUGGCGGCAACUACGCGAUCCCGGGUCAGUGGGGCAGCGCACCAUUCAUGUCUGGUGGGUGGGGAAGCCCAGCGAUCACUCCUGGACCCAUGUCUGGUGCUUUGAUUCCCAUGAAUCAGGGCUUUACCUAUGAUCACCGCCUCAUUGGCCCCUAUGGCCCUCAAAGCAUGAUAUCGCAUGCUCCGAUGAUCACGAACGGACCGAUGAUGGGCGGUUCAGCGAUGGUUAUGCAUGAACCAACGAUGUACGACAACGGAUUUGGUGCCUACGACGAUGGCUAUGCCAGCGACUACAAUGGAUAUUACGAUAACAGGCGAAAGAAGAGGAGGCGUAAGAGCCAUUACAAGUACAAGUAUACAGACAAGCCUGCGACCAACUGUACGGUUAUGUAG